This is a messenger RNA of Octodon degus (degu), 3638 nucleotides long. RefSeq names its product glutamyl aminopeptidase (gene Enpep). NCBI's taxonomy places the organism in Eukaryota, Metazoa, Chordata, Mammalia, Rodentia, Octodontidae. The transcript has 20 exons. The coding region runs from base 393 to 3242 and encodes 949 amino acids. The record is from RefSeq and is a predicted model, not a curated record. Gene Ontology annotation, biological process: proteolysis; peptide catabolic process. Gene Ontology annotation, molecular function: metalloaminopeptidase activity; peptide binding; zinc ion binding. Gene Ontology annotation, cellular component: cytoplasm.
CUGGCCCGGGGCAGGGCCUACCGGGCCCUGGUUCAUAAGGGGGCCGCUCCCAAGCGCAGCCCCAGCCUGCAGCUCCUGGCCCGCACUCGCGCCGCAGCUGCUGUCCCUCCCCGGGCCGGCAGGAGCCUGGAGGAGCGGACAGGACUCCAGAGGCCGCGGGGAGAGGACUUGGAGCGCCAGGACAGGCUGCCAACCCAGGACAUCCCUUCCAGUUUGGGGGAGGAAGUCAGCUGGCAGGAGCCUGGAAGAGCGGACAGGACCCCAGAGGCCGCGGGGAGAGGACUUAGAGCGCCAGGACAUCCCUUCCAGUUUGGGAAAGGAAGUCAGCUGACAUCGUUCAUUUGAAUUUAAUAUCUUUCCACCAUAACUUUGGACGGCUGGCGGCAGCCACGAUGAACUUCGCAGACAAAGAAGACUCCAAAAGAUACUGCAUCCGGGCCAAGCACGCGGCCAUCAUCUGCGCAGUGGUGGUGGCUGUGGGGCUCAUCGUGGGACUUUCCGUGGGGCUGACCCGGUCGUGCACCACCUCCGCUGAAACAGGGACCCCAGACACACCCACCGCGGGUCCGUCGGUGGUUCCCCCGCAGGAUGAGAGCGCCUGCCCGGUCAGCGAGGACUCGAGUGGGCCGUGGACGGCCUUCCGGCUGCUGGACUCAGUCGUCCCAGUGCACUACGACCUGGAGGUGUGGCCGGAGCUGGAGCAGGACACCUACACGGGCAACGUGACCAUCUCCCUGCGCCUGGCAGAGCCCACGCGCUUCCUGUGGCUGCACCUGCGUGACACGAAGCUCACGCGGGUCCCCGAGCUGCACACGCCUGCGGGCGCAGCGGUGCCCGUCACUCGCUGCUUCGAGUACCGCGCUCAGGAGUUCGUGGUGCUGGAGCCCGCGCAGCUGCUGCCCGCCACGCUGGACGACGCCCUCUACCGCCUGCGCCUGGAAUUCGCAGGCCGGCUGGACGGCUCGCUCGUGGGCUUCUACCGCACCACGUACACGGAGGGCGGCCAGGUCAAGAGCAUCGCAGCCACUGAUCAUGAGCCUACAGAUGCCAGGAAAUCCUUCCCCUGCUUUGAUGAGCCCAACAAAAAAGCAACCUUCACAAUAUCGAUCGUCCACCCUAAGGACUAUGGUGCGCUUUCAAACAUGCCAGUGGACAAAACAGAGGCAAUGCAUGACAACUGGAUUCGAACAACAUUCCAGAAAUCUGUCCCCAUGAGCACUUACCUAGUGUGCUUCGCUGUGCAUCAGUUCACCUCCAUACAGAGGACCUCCCGCAGCGGAAAGCCCCUCACCAUUUAUGUCCAGCCAGAGCAAAAGCACACAGCUGAAUACGCUGCAAACAUAACCAAAAUUGUGUUUGAUUACUUUGAGGAAUACUUUGCUAUGGAGUAUUCUCUUCCUAAAUUAGAUAAAAUCGCUAUUCCAGAUUUUGGCACUGGCGCCAUGGAGAACUGGGGACUCAUCACUUACAGGGAAACGAAUCUGCUCUAUGACCCCAAAGAAUCGGCAUCAUCCAACCAACAGCGGGUGGCCAUGGUGGUUUCCCAUGAGCUCGUGCACCAGUGGUUUGGGAAUAUCGUGACCAUGGACUGGUGGGAUGACCUGUGGCUAAAUGAAGGAUUUGCUUCUUUUUUUGAGUUCCAGGGAGUAAACCAGGCAGAAAAAGACUGGCAAAUGCUUGACCAGGUGUUACUUGAAGAUGUUUUACCUGUGCAAGAAGAUGACUCUUUAAUGUCUUCUCAUCCAGUGGUUGUUUCGGUGUCAACCCCUGCUGAAAUCACAUCUGUUUUUGACGGAAUAUCCUACAGCAAGGGGGCUUCCAUCCUGAGAAUGCUGGAAGACUGGAUGACGCCAGAGCUAUUUAAAAGAGGAUGUCAGAUUUACUUGCAAAAAUUCCAAUUCAAGAACGCAAAAACUUCAGAUUUUUGGGAAGCAUUGGAAGAGGCCAGCAAUCUGCCCAUCAGAGUGGUGAUGGACACCUGGACGUCCCAGAUGGGCUACCCUGUGCUGUCUGUCAGUAACAAAAGUACUGUCACCCAGAAACGCUUCCUGCUGGACUCUAGAGCGGAUCCGUCCCAGCCACCUUCAGAUCUUGGUUACACAUGGAAUAUUCCAGUUAAAUGGACUGAAAAUGAUGUAUCAACUACUGUAAUCUACAAUAGGUCAGAAAAUGGAGGAAUCACUUUGAAACCUCCUGAUUCUAUUGGAAAUGAUUUUCUCAAAAUAAACCCAGAUCAUAUUGGAUUUUAUCGUGUAAAUUAUGAAGAACCAACUUGGCAGCAGAUAGCUUCUGAGCUUUUGUCAAACCACAUGAACUUUUCUUCUGCCGACCGUGCAAGUCUUAUUGAUGAUGCCUUUGCCUUGGCAAGAGCUCAGCUUCUAAACUAUAUGGUAGCUCUGAAUUUGACCAAGUAUCUCAGCAAGGAGCAGGAUUAUCUGCCGUGGCAGAGAGCCAUCUCAGCCGUCACCUACAUCAUUAGCAUGUUUGAAGAUGACAUGGAGCUGUACCCACUGAUCGAGGAAUACUUCCAAAGUCAAGUGAAGCCCAUUGCAGAUUCUCUCGGAUGGGAAGACACUGGUGACCACCUCACAAAGCUGCUCCGGGCUUCUGUGUUAACCUUUGCCUGCAAGAUGGGUGAUAAGGACGCCUUGAACAAUGCUUCUUCAUUGUUUAAAAACUGGGUAGAUGGAGCUAUAAGCAUUCCUGUAAAUCUCAGGCUUCUGGUUUAUCGGUAUGGCAUGCAGAACUCUGGCAAUGAGGCAUCGUGGAACUAUACUCUAGAACAAUACCAGAAGACUUCACUAGCUCAAGAAAAAGAAAAACUGCUUUAUGGAUUAGCAUCAGUGAAGAGUGUUCCUCUUUUGGCAAGGUAUCUGGAUCUGCUCAAGGACCCGAACGUCAUUAAGAGUCAGGAUGUGUUUACAGUCAUCCGCUAUAUCUCAUAUAACAGUUAUGGGAAGAACAUGGCCUGGACGUGGAUCCAGCUCAACUGGGACUAUCUCAUCAACAGAUUUACGAUCAAUGACAGAAACCUGGGCCGGAUCGUCACGAUAGCAGAGCCAUUCAACACCGAGCUGCAGCUCUGGGAGAUGAAGAGCUUUUUUGCAAAAUAUCCAGAAGCCGGAGCAGGAGAAACACCUAGAGAGCAAGUCCUCGAGACAGUGCAAAACAAUAUUGAGUGGCUAAAGCAAAAUAGAGAUGCCAUAAGGCAGUGGUUUUUUGACUUACCAAACAAUGGUUAAUGUGUUCAAAUAUCGUGUCUUAAUUUUGUGACUCUGUAGUUUCUGCUGUUAAGCAAAACAUGUAAUAUCUGAUUUAGCAACACUGCAGAGGGAGCCUGAUAAAUGACGCUGCCUUUGCUAAGUGCUCUGUUGAUAUCUGGCAAAGCUUUUAAAUUGUUCUUCUUUGUUUAUGAAGGAAGAUACUAAUAGAGUAUUUAAUAUACUCAGGGAUUUCUUCUAAGUGUACUUCAUUGGAGAUUCUUUACAAACUGAAGAGAAUGUAAUAGUCAUUCUAAUGUCUUUAAAUAUCAUUCUUUGUAUCUUAAAUCUGUGAAAAUAGAACAAUUUGGUCUUAGCUUUACAUUUUUAGUACCAAAGAAACACCACUUAAUCUUCUCUCUUGAUUGAUUUUUAAAG